GUGCCACGUGAUGUGCCUGCGCUCCCAGCUGCAUGACACCGCUGUCCAGGAGCGCGCAUGCGUGCUGUCCUGGUAACGUCACUCGCGCGCGCCCUCGCACUGGGAGCGAGCACUGGCCGGUUCCCCCGGUGUCCUGACUGAGUCUGCGAGAGAGAGGCGAGAGGGUGAGCAGAGUCACGUGAGCAGCGGGAGAAACUGUGUGCGGCGGCGGCAGUGGCAGUGGCUGCGGAGGAUGGCUGCUGUCACCCUCUCUGCUCCACGUCUAUCUCCGCUACAUUAAGGUGAAGAAGGGAUGUGAGCCGGACACAGGAAGCGGCUGCCGGGCACCGCCAUCCCAGAGAUCUCAACAGCUUCAGAAAAAUACAAAUGCACCUGCUCUCUCAUGGAAGAAAAAUUACAGGUUCGAGCCUCUUUAGGUUCCAAAUUACCCAAAUUUGGUGGAACCAAGCCAUUAGGAAGCUUUUUGCAGCAAGCACCAAAUGGCACACAUUCUGGUUUAUUGGCUAAAGCCAGCUUUAGUGGGAAGAAACACAGCGAUCAAGAAGGAACAUCAGCAUUUUCUUUGAACUGGAGAAAACUGAAAUGUCAAAACAAUGACCACAGUUCCAGAGAACCGCCUCAUCCUUCCACUGAAAAAAAAUGUUUACAGUCCCAGGGGGCAGUAGAAAAAGAUUCACCCAGAUUAGGAAUAAUAACAAAAACUGGGAAGCAAAGCAACAUGUUGGUAUCGCAUAAAGAGGACCACAAUGAGAACUUACUAUCUAGUUCAAAUAAAUUUACAAAAAGUACACAGUUUGGCAGGACUUCCUAUUCUGGGCUAAAUGGCUGUAAAACUCAGGUUAAUGGAUUUUACACAAACAAGCCCCCUACAGGUUUACACAGACCAAGAGCUAAUUCUGCUACGAGUAGAAACUUUACAAGUAAAGUUUUGUCAACUGACAACAAACCUUUUUCCAACGUUAGGCGAUCACAGAGCUUUUCCCAUUCUGUCCAAAAUGCCUUGCUUCCACCUGCACUCUUGACCAGAUCUCAUUCUUUUAACAGAGAUGUAGACGUGACAAGGCAUUACCAAUUACAGCAUAUACGAACAACUUUGAAACAAAACUUGCUGCCAAGGACAGCAAAACAGUAUGGUAUGCACAAUGGUAAUGAUCCACAUAUGAAGUCUAGUUUUACAAGGACAUACUCUGCAGGUUCAUCUGCUGUAUUACAGAAACAUAGUUUGUCAAAUGGGCCUGGUGUAUCUGUUCCAUUGGGUUACAAAAUGAGCCGUCCAUCCUUAAACAAAUCAAACCGAUCACAAUUUCCCAGGGAGUUCAGUAAUGAUACUAAAAAGGAUUCUUCUGUUGCCCUAAAAACAGGUAAAAUGGAGUCUUUGUCUAACGGAACACGUCAAGGAACAAAAGAAGAAAACAUGGAAGCCCAGGAGCACCUGGUUGUUGUUGAUUAUUCUUCUUGUGAUAACUUAAUAAAAGAAAACUACAAAGAUAGUUAUUGCAGUGAAGAUGUUGAUGAGCUCUCCAUUUCUUCCUUGUCCUCUUCUGAGAAGAAUGACUUCAGUGAAGAUUUUAGUGAUGACUUUUUAGAAUUGGAAGACUGGAAUAAUACUGUUAUAGUGGCAGAGCCUGAGAAACAAUUGCCAGAAAAGCCAUCUGACUGUUCAUCAGAUGAACUAAAAGACCAGAAAGAAACCGAUAUAAAAAACAAAGAUGAAUGGAUAGGUGUGAAUAUAUCAGUUAAAAAUGAAGCGGAAACAAACAGCAGUCCUUAUGGAGAGAACAGGAUUUCUCCAGAUAUGGAAUAUAGAGAACCCUCAUCUCUUGAGCUUUCUCCAUCUGACAGCUCUGAUGGAACAUACAUGUGGGACGAAGAAGGAAUGGAGCCUAUUGGAAAUGUUCAUCCAAAUGUUCAUCCAUGUGGAAGCUACGAGUCUUCAGAGAUGAAUAGCCUGGACAUCCUUAAUAAUCUAGAUUCCUGUGAUUUAGAAGAUGAUGAUCUUAUGUUGGAUGUCGAUUUACCAGAGGACAUCACAUGCGACCUGGGUAAAGGCGAAAAUAUGAGUCAUUUUGAAAGAACGGAGAGGAAUCUGCGACAGCAGCCGCAAGUGUUUUGGAAAAGGUCCCCUCCCCGUCUUAAUGGGCAAGAGCAGUACCACUUGAGCAAUCCUGACCACUACCACAAUGGAAGGGGAUCUACUUACCUAGAGUCUCCAACCGAUCAUAGAAAGAACUUUGUCAGUUCCAACUUUUUCCCACAGUCACCACGAUCUAUACAGAUGUUGGGCUUAAAAGAAAAUACUGUGAUGCUUGACGAAAUGACUCUCUGCCACAUGGUCCAAGACUGCACAACGGUUAAAACACAGCUUUUAAAGUUAAAACGUCUAUUGCAACAAGAAGAUGACACUGAGUUUCCCCUGCCAGAUAUACAGCGAUCUGUUCCUGCUACACCAGAACCACAGGACACCCAUACACUUUGGAAGACUGAAGACCUAUUGAGAGAAAUCCAGCAACUCAAAGAAGAGUCCAAGGAGAAAGAUGAGACCAUUAAGCAGUUAGAAGAGCAACUGAAAACAAGAUGUAACUGCCAGAAAGAGAGCCAAGAGUCCAGGACAGAGAAACCAAAGCAGUAUGACAAGUAUACGCAGACACCAUGGAGGAGUAUAUCACCUCAAAUACUACAGUGUUCCAUCAACACCCCAAGUUCCACAGACCACACCUCGGGAAAAUUAGUAGCACAUCGACAUACAGAGGUCCAAAGUAAAGCUCAAGAGCAUUUCCAACAAGUUUCAUCAUGCAGUCACAAGGGAGGUCCUGGAGUCCUCUCAAAAGUCCCCGAAAAUGAACUCAGCGAUCUCUUGAGCACACGGUUGAAGAUAGUAAAUGAACACCUUAAAAAAGACGAGCACGAUAAAAGUUAUGGACCUCUUGAUGAUAACAAAAAUGUAACACAGCAAGGAUGUACUGUUCUACCACAUUUUCCAGUUGAUACAAAAGCAGAUGUCAAAUCUAAAAUAAUUUCAAACUUAUCUACCGCAUCAUUGCCUGUACAAAUUCCCAGGCCAAAAACUUUACAGUUCCCAAAGUCAAAGAUACAGAAUACUAUGGCACAUAAAGGAGUUACCAAAUCUGUUAUCCCCUCAAACAGUUGCUCUUAUUCUAAAGAGCAUGAGAUGUUGACAGCAACUACAAAUACUUCCUUUGUCCAGUCACCAUUAGACAAUGACUGUUCUUCAGUUCAGCUAUCAAAACAAGUUCAUUCCGACUCUAUCUCUUGCCGUGCAGAUCCAUUGUGUUCUAUUAGUCAGUCCCAAUCAGAUAUAUCAAUGGCAGUUUCAAAGCAAUUGCUCCACAACAUCUCACCAUCUGCUGGUAACAGCAAAUUGCCAUCUGAAGGCUCUUUACCUACCCAGUCGCACAGCCUAGCGGCUGAACCCUCAAAACCAGUUAGUAGAUUAAUGCCGAAAGGUUCCAUGCUCAAAGCACCAAGCAAUCUUACGUCUAAACUUAAGAAACCAAAUAGUUCUGCAGCUAUUAUACAGUCACCCAAUGCUUCAAGUGAAACUCAAAGAUCUCCUGUUAAAGCUUCGUUUUCUGUCAUUCCCAGGCCACAUACAUCUAAAAAAGAUAUUCUGCAAGAAACUUUUGAAAGCUCAGUCCCAAAGAGACUAUCACGUCUCCCACAACCAAAGACUCAUUAAAAAAAAUGUUUUUUUUAAAUGAAAGCAAUAGCACAUAUGAUAUGCAUUAAAUGUUUUUUUUUCUUUGUGUGGGGGACAAGAAUUAAGACUUUUUAUCAUAUUAAUACUUUAAUGCAUACCACUUAGUGUUGUUGUAUUUGUUAACAAUAGGAACAUAAAAAGGAGUGACUUUAUGAUUUAUUUUUAUUUUUCUCCCUAUAUGUAAACAUUACCUUGGUUUCAAUCCUGCCUGGGUAUUUUGUGAAGUCAUGUUGCCUCCUGUUAAAUAACUAUUUUACCUAGUUGCUGUCCCUUUUAUAUUAAAUUCCUCAUAAUGUACAUCUACAUAAAUCUGCUUUUGCUAACUACCAUUUUCUGUAAUUAAAUUCAAUUACCUGAUUUAAUUCUAAAAUAUUGACAGCUUUUUAAAUCAUUAUUGCUAACCAUGCAACAGUUAAAACCUUGCCUGCAGAUUUCAGCAACCAUUAUUCAGUUGUAUUGUAACUACAAAAUGGCAACACUUAUCUGCACUAUGGAAUAAUAGUGGCUGUAUUUCAUAUAUUUAUAAGUAAUUUAUAGUUUACUGACCAUUGUACAGUGUCCAUUUCCUUUUUAAAGUGCUAUGCAAGUCUAUAAUUUAUUUAAUUAUUUGAGAAUAUAUAGUGUAUUUAUUGCAUUAAGACAUUACUUUGCACCUUGCCAACCAUAUACUGUACAUUGUUUAUACCCUUGAAUAAUGAAAUAGAUCCACUCUUAGAAAAAAAUAUACUGUAUAAACAAACAACCUCUUACAAAAAAAAAAAAAAGAUACAAUCAAGUGGAUUACUUUUAACCCAAGAAUUGGUAAAUGAACAAGAUUGCAUACAAUAAAUAUAAAAUUAGGUAAUCUGGUAAAAUCAGGUAAUCUCUGCCAUUUUUAUUGAGUAUAUGGGCAGAAAACAUGGCACUAUUGCAAGAACAUUUGCUAUGUUAACUUAAAUUAUUUAAAAAAAUGCAGAUUGCACAAAUUUUAAUUUAUAUUUUCUGCAGUUUAUGGGUUAGUAAUACUAUUUGAAUCAUGCAAAUCUGCAAUUAUACCACAAUGGCUAUCAACAAUCUGUAAAAUGAGUAUUGAUAGACUGGUGGGAAAACUUGAACACAAAACUGAAUAAUACAGAUUUUUUUCAAUAUCCAAGAAUAUAGAUGUAUUUAAUUCAAAUACAUAGAAAUUCUUUAUUUCUUAAUGCAUAACAAACUGUAUAUGCCAACAGUGGCAAGGUACCUGUAGCACGAGCAAGUGACUAUACCACAGAAGUGACUGAUUUAAGAAAGUUAGGGUGUGCAAUAACAAACAAGCACAUUGAACAAGAAAUGUGUAUGAUGUGCUCAAGUGACCGCAAAACCUGACUUUAGUACUUGAAUUGCGCAAGUGUUUCAUAGUUAAUAGUACUGUAUGUGUAAUAUAUCUUGCCUUACUGGAUUAUAGCUGUACUAACGGUUACUACGUUUGUUACAAAUCAAUUGGGGCCACUUUGUCAUUACGAAGCAGUACCGGCACAAACCCUGGGGUCACCCUUAGCAGCACCUAAUUGCUACGUACCUUGGAAGCCGCAUUCUCAGUUCUGUAAACUUCAGAGUGUAGCAUUUGGCUGUCAAAUCAGAGCCAGCUGCCAGACCCCCAGUGUAACACUGACAUGGAUAAGCAGCUACCAGCAGUUGCACAUGUAAGCAGCUCCUGGUUUUUACUCCUUCAGGUCAGCUUGGUGCUCCACGUAAAAGCACUGCGUGUGCUUUAGAAUUACUGUAUGAGUUAGAUUAUGUCAAUUACUGCUUUAGUUGCCUCUUUAGGAAGUUGCUGAGGUUAGCCUAAAUUGUUGCACUUAUUCAGAAUGAAGGAGAGUACAGUGUUUUGCUUUGGUUAUAUGCACUACUAGUAAGGGGCAGUAAGAGAGUAAAUACAAUCCACAGGCCUUAAGUUCUUUUUACGUGCGUGCAUAUGAGCAACUAGUACUUGUGAUGUCACUUUACAUUAACAUUUUUUAAAGCUAUGCAUAUCUAACCAAAUGCAAGGUAACAAAGUAAAUGAUUAAAAUACAUUAACGUAAAGACAAUACUUUUAUUACUACACAGGAUAGGGUUUAUUUAUAUUAAAGAUUGGUUUUAUCUGGUAGCACAAGAGCCAUAAUACUGAUGCUGUGAUUGUUCUGAUACUGUAGUGAUACUUAUGACAUCUUCCUUAAAGCAGUGCAUGACUUCUCUGUCUGCUUUCUAUAGGUGUUACAGUAGUUGCAGUUUAGCUACAGAAUUUGGCCCAACAACACUUGCACACUUUUUAUUUUACUGCUAAAUGAUCACUAUAAAUUUGGGGCACCUGGUGUCGUAAGUAUUGUAUUUCUUAAUGUAGGUUAAAAUCAGCAAACGUUUCCUAAUUUUCCAUUCGAGAGGAAAAAAAAGUUCCUUAAAGCUAUAUUUAGCCAGUACUAAUUACAUCCCUGUUAAUUAUAGAUCAUCAUAUUCACACUUUAUUGAAAACAAUGGAUUUGAUCCGUUAUUGAUUUAAUGAAAAUCAGUGUAUUACAUUUACACUAUACUGUUUUCAGAAAGGAAGAAUAAUUGGCAACAGUUGUAGUUAAUCUCUUUUAAUACAGAAUACACAGAAUAAUUACAUACUAUACACCGGUUAGUUUUGUCUUCAGACUCUAUCCCAUAAAUGUGUCUUAUGAAUUCUCACUUUCUUCAUUUGUACAUACUGUAGCUUGGCUUGGUACUUUAUAUUAGUCUGUGCUUUAAACAUAUGUAUGCUUGGUGUAAUACAGUCUUAGGGGAUGGAACCAAACAUUAUUUUUGGAGUAUGCUUUGUCUGUGACAAAUUUAAACAAAUCAUAAUAUAUAUUGUAUAAAUAAUGAAAACAUUAACAAUAUUUAAGUACAUAUAACUAAACUGAUGUAACUUGGCUGGGAGGGGCAGUUGGAACUCCACCAUUUCUGUAAGAUCAAUUAAUUAUUACAUAUUUCUAUUGUAGAUUUCAAUUCUAAAAUAUAGUGAAAGCCUACAGUGUGAGAUUUUUUUUUAUACUAUUUGCAGCUACUGUAUGAUUAAACCCUUAAAAGGUACAAUUUAUAAUGAAAAUUGUUGCCUUAAUACCUAGAUAAUAAUUCUUAUUACAGAACUGACAUCUGAUUUAAAAAAAAAAAGAAAAAAACAGGGAAGGGUUGUGAAAUGUUAAAUGCGGGCAUUACAUUUCUUGUCAUAGUGUGAAAUCACAGUAGUUUAUUGGUCAAGCACCCAAACAUGGCUUAAGUCAUGACAUCUCUAACCAUAAUAUUGAUGUUUUUUUCAGAGUAUUGUUGAGCAGUGAAAAAGACAGAACUGUCACAUAAUCUAUUAAUUCCUUCUAGCCUAAGGAGACCCUUCCAGUUUAGGGAAUGGUGGCCACCAUCCAUACCGAAGUAUUUAUUUUGACGGUAUAUAGAACUUGAUAGGAACAAAGCAUUCCUGGUUAGAAUGUUAGCCAGUCCCCUUUGGCCAGAUAUGCCUUCCUACCCACCCAUCCAGUUAUAAUAAAUACUGGAAUGUGGUUGUAGGCUUCAUGCCAUUUAAUCAGCAGUAAUUUUAAAUUGACUUAUGUGACAGAGAGAGGUGAUAUGUUGUCCUCAAAGUGUUGUGGGAUUAGUCACAGUUUCUGCAGUGCCCAUGGUUUGGAAGAAGGAAAGAUCCAGUUUGAUUCCGAUGUACUGUAUGUAGUGCACAGUAAGCAGAGGCUUUGGCAGGACUAAAUAUUAAAUAUAGUGGGCAUAAGUAAAAAGAAUCAUUGCGGUCCAUUCAUUUACCUCUACUGUAGUAUACACAUUUAAUAAUUAUCUGUCCUUGUAAGAAUUGCAUGCUAUUUUAGCCUGUUUUCAAAUAUAACAGCCUUUGUAACACUCGUCACACUGGUAGUGGUUACUUACUACAGUCAUACAUUUUAUGGGGCCAAUUCAUUUGUUUUGUGGGCGCCCAAACGUAUUUGCCGCCCAUCGGGGCUAUUUAGUUCUUGCCCUCUGUGGGCGCGCGUCUAAAGUUCGAGUUAGAGCACCCAAACUACCGUUUGAGUGCCCAAACUUCAGAUAUAACCCACAUUUCAGCUCGUGCCUCAGAAGGCAGCAAGCUCAAAUGUGUCUCCCCAGCUGCAUGAGCGCCCAAACGGAGCAACAAUUGAAUUGCUCUUGUUGGUGCCAUCUAGCUGGAGAGACCAACAAUUGAAUUGGCCCAUAUAUGUUUGAAAUUACUGGAGAUUUGUGCCUUCAUUUAGUUGACCUUCCCAUAGGCUUUUAUCUUGAACUUUCAGGCACUGUUGCUCUUGUAAGUUGAAAGUUUGCAGUCUGCUGCCUUUCGCUUAUAUAUUGUCCAAUGUGACCCAGCUCCAACAAGUGUUUAUAGGAUGUUGACACAGAAGUAUUCGAUUAUUUGGCUUUUUUCCACCCAUUACAGGCCACUCAAGAAGCUACUGACAUCAUUUUAAACUCUCUUGUGUAAUAUUUUGUGCAAUAUUUUUAGAAAGGCAAAACAAAGUAUGAACUACUGUACUUUCUGUGUGUAUAGAAGAAGGACUAAUUAAGGUGAUGAUAAAAAGGAAACAAUAUGCACUUUAAAUGAGCUUAACUGCUUGGAGUUGUGCCUACAUUAUCAAUUUGCCUCCUAUUGUUUGGCUUUCUUUCCAUGUAAAAUAAUAUUAAAAAUGUUCUUGUUUUAUAAUUGCUGUGUCUAAAUUAUCUUUAAGUAAAAAUAAAUACCACACAUCUUUGUACCA
Messenger RNA from Pseudophryne corroboree (corroboree frog), 8445 nucleotides. It is a transcript of the gene CCSER2, whose product is annotated as coiled-coil serine rich protein 2. The record is from RefSeq and is a predicted model, not a curated record. Gene Ontology annotation, cellular component: microtubule cytoskeleton. Bases 383 to 3697 code for a protein of 1104 amino acids. The transcript has 10 exons. Gene Ontology annotation, biological process: microtubule bundle formation. Lineage: Eukaryota; Metazoa; Chordata; Amphibia; Anura; Myobatrachidae. Gene Ontology annotation, molecular function: microtubule binding.